Molecule: messenger RNA, 1161 nt
Organism: Danaus plexippus (monarch butterfly)
Lineage: Eukaryota; Metazoa; Arthropoda; Insecta; Lepidoptera; Nymphalidae
Exons: 4
Coding region: 51-605 (184 amino acids)
Cellular component (GO): cAMP-dependent protein kinase complex
Molecular function (GO): protein kinase A regulatory subunit binding
Source: RefSeq, a predicted model, not a curated record
UUUCCUGUCACGUCUGACAUUUGAAUCGAUUGUAUUUCAUGUAAUUUAUAAUGGAUAUUCCACAAAUAAAGUCUUACGAGGAGCAGGCCAUAGACACGGUCGUGUCUGUUUUAAACAGAGCGAAAGAAUCGCUCGGUGAAAGGCAAACACUUAAACAACUAGCCACCAGUCGCGAUUACCUGACCCCGCCGGGGAAGGUAAUUUUAACAUCCCUAGGCUGCCCUCUAGCGGUGACAAGCGAGAAACUCAUUAAUAAAACCAUACAAAAGAAAUGGCGUCUCACAGAUACAUUCAUGUACGUGCUGCAUUACAUGGGCUCUUCGAAGGAUGAGUGUUCCCAGUACUAUUAUUUUGAGGCUGUCUUCAGUCAGCCGACUGCUUCUUAUCCAAUACCACAAGCGACGGCGACCGUAUUCUUCAGGGUCGAGGACAAACAUGUUGAGCCACCGGAGAUCAAGGGCGUGCCGACGAUGACGUUCAGGUUGGAAGGCCACCGUACAGACCACGAUGUACGCCAAGUUCUCUUGAUACCUGAUUGGAUCCUUGGCAUCAUGAAGAUGAAGAUCAAAUUCUUCCAGAGAUUGGAGGAACUGACACUGUUCUAAUCCGCUAAAACUUAAUGCGACUUGGAGACUAAAAAGUUUUGAAGGCCACGAUAAAUAGUUAAUGUUCUUAAAGCAUAUACUUACUACGAAUCAAAGUAAUUUAUUAGCAAUAGUUUUUAAAGCAGAAUUUAAAGAAUGUCUUUAGUAUUUAACGAGGAGAUUUCCUUUUAAUAAGAAACCGUCAGGCUACUCCGGUUUUGGACCUGAUGCCUUGUUUGAGAGAGAUAUCACGUCGUAUUCCUCAUCUUGUUUACGAAGUAGUUUCCUGACAUUUUUUUGCGCUAUAGACAACAAAUAUACAGCACUGAUGAUAUAAUUCUUUCAAUUCAUGCUUUUCCUACUUUCCCAGAUGCAAUACAUUAUCUCAGUUGGUUGUUCUCGCAUACUGAAAUCUCAAGUCCUGAAACUUGAACUAUCGUAUACUAAAUAUUUCCGACAGUUUUUUUUUUAAAUACUAAUAUUAAAUAUUAAUAAAUUUUUUUGAUAUCCAUUAUUGUAUUAGAUUGCAAUUAUUAAAUAAAUUUUCUGAGUACAAAUAUAUCAAUAACCAAUUGGU